Arachis duranensis is the source of this 2380-nucleotide messenger RNA. Its product is annotated as KH domain-containing protein HEN4. Gene Ontology annotation, molecular function: mRNA binding. Lineage: Eukaryota; Viridiplantae; Streptophyta; Magnoliopsida; Fabales; Fabaceae. Gene Ontology annotation, cellular component: nucleus; cytoplasm. Gene Ontology annotation, biological process: regulation of gene expression. The record is from RefSeq and is a predicted model, not a curated record.
CUAAUCUCUGCAGCUCUCGUCAUCUGUUUCCACUGCCACCAGCUGACCAACUAGGGAGAAAAUAUAUAAAAAUAAUAAAAGAAAAUAUGCAAAUAAAUACAAAACCAUGCAAUAAAAAGUAACAGUGAGGAGUUCUAGAAGGAAGAAGAACAUGAAGAAUUGGUAAGCUACUAGGCUACUAGCUAGUGGCAGGCAGAUAUUUUAUAUUGUGAAGUUGAGAGAGGCGAUUAUGGCAACGUGCUAUCCGUCUCCAUCACCAAAACGACAUAGUAUCGCUCCGAUGGCCGACCCCAAUUCCAAUCCGAAACCUAGCUACUCUAACGGCCCUUACAGAGCCCCCAAGUCCAAGCCUACACCGCCUCCCCGCCACGCCACCUUCCGUAUCCUCUGCCACGCGUCACGCAUCGGCGGCAUCAUUGGUAAGUCCGGCAACGUCAUCAAGGCGCUCCAGCAGGCCACCGGCGCCAAGAUCCGGGUCGAAGACGCCCCGCAAGAGUCCCCCGACCGGGUCAUAUUCGUGGUGGCGCCAGUCUCUUCCUCCGCCGGCGGAAAUGGCGGUGACGGCGAUUCUGUAGACGGUUCGGAGGAGGUCUCGCAGGCGCAGGAGGCGCUGGUGAAGGUGUUCGAGAGGAUACUUGACGUCGCAGCCGAGGGUGAUAGCUCGUGUUUGGACGACGAGAGGGUUGUGUCGUGCCGUCUUCUGGCGGAGGCGGCGCAGGUGGGGUCCGUGAUCGGGAAGGGUGGGAAGGUGGUGGAGAAGAUCAGGAGGGACACCGGAUGCAAGAUUAGGGUUUUGAACGACCGUUUGCCGGCGUGCGCUGCGCCCUCCGAUGAGAUUGUUGAGGUAGAAGGCUGUGCCUCAUCCGUAAAGAAGGCCCUUCUCGCAGUCUCUCGUCGGCUUCAAGAUUCUCCCUCAGUCGAUAAAACAAUGAAGACGAUGGGAAGCAGACCUUAUGAAGUAGUUCAGCAUGGAGCUUCCGGAGUUCUGCAUGAGACUUCGACUGAUCUGCGGCAAAGGACAUCGGCAUUAUCGAUUGUCAGGAGGCUCUUGAUGUUUAGAAUUCUUUGUUCGGAUGACAGGGUUGGUGCUGUGAUUGGAAAAGGUGGCAGUAUUGUAAGAGCUCUUCAGAGUGAUACAGGAGCCAAUAUAAAUAUUUUUCCUCCGUUCCCUGAUUGCGAGGAUAGAUUAAUUACUAUUACUGCUAUGGAGAAUCCUGAAACGAGAUAUUCCCCAGCACAGAAGGCUGUUGUGCUUGUUUUCUCCAAGUCGGUAGAAGGCAUUGUUGAGAAAGGGCUAGACUUGGGAUUUAAAAAGGAGUUGUCUGUUACUGCACGUCUUGUAGUCCCAUCAAACCAAGUGGGCUGUUUGAUAGGGAAAGGAGGAGCAAUAGUAUCAGAAAUGCGGAAGGCAACAGGGACUAGCAUAAGAAUAAUUGGUGGCAACCAAGUUCCAAAGUGUGUAUCAGACAACGAUGUUGUUCAGAUAUCAGGAGAGUUUUCAAAUGUUAAGGAUGCAUUACAUAAUGUAACUAGUCGACUGCGGGAUAAUCUUUUUGUUAGUGUGCGAAACAGUGCUGGAGGACGGAAUCUUUCCUCUGUACCAGCUGAGACCAAUCCCUAUGGGAGACCGAGGGAUCAUAUUCCUCUUGGAGGUCCACCAGUUCUUGGUGUUCCUCAUAGUCUAGGUACACAUUCUCUGUCCCAAAGCUUAGAUCAUCUUUCACUGAAUCCAAAUUUAGAUCAUCCUUCACCAGGGUCCUGGCCACAACAGAGAGUGGCUGGAAUAAAUUCUAGAGGCACCAAUGAUGUUGUCAAGGGGUUGACUUCUCGAAAAGGUGGCUUAGAACAUGGCAGUGGGAGUAAAGCCACCAUGGUGACCAAGAGAACUGUGGAAAUUCCGGUACCUGAUGAUGUUUUUGGCUCUGUAUACGGGGAAAAUGGGAGCAAUUUGGAUCAACUGAGACAGAUUUCAGGUGCUAAGGUUACUGUCCAGGAACCGCGUCACAGUACAAGGGACAGGACUGUCGUCAUAUCUGGUACGCUUGACGAAACUCGAGCAGCAGAAAGCCUUCUCCAAGCUUUUAUUCUCAAUGGGUCACCCUCAUGAUGACUAUCUCAUUAAUAUCCCCAUUAAUUUUAAAAUUGAUUUAGUUAUUUUAGCAUUUUUUUUAAAUUAUUUUUUUUACCCCACCUAAAAGAAGCAAUCAGCAAUGUACACUACAUUAGGAAAAUAGGGAGGCCAGGUAUACUACAGUAAACUUUUGCUAAAUUAAUGUCUGAGGCAGUUCACUGAAGGGUAGUGUACUGACUGGAACCUCGUUAACGUUUGGGCUAUAUCUACCUCAGUAGUCAGUAACAAGAAGCCUUCCAUUAAUCAACA